Lynx canadensis (Canada lynx) is the source of this 7871-nucleotide messenger RNA. It is a transcript of the gene ROCK2, whose product is annotated as Rho associated coiled-coil containing protein kinase 2. The record is from RefSeq and is a predicted model, not a curated record. Gene Ontology annotation, biological process: regulation of actin cytoskeleton organization; regulation of cell junction assembly; cortical actin cytoskeleton organization. NCBI's taxonomy places the organism in Eukaryota, Metazoa, Chordata, Mammalia, Carnivora, Felidae. Gene Ontology annotation, molecular function: Rho-dependent protein serine/threonine kinase activity; small GTPase binding; ATP binding. Gene Ontology annotation, cellular component: cytoskeleton; centrosome; cytoplasm. The coding region runs from base 28 to 4401 and encodes 1457 amino acids. The transcript has 35 exons.
GGGAGUGCGGGGCCGGGCGGCGGCGGCAUGAGCCGGCCCCCGGCGACGGGGAAAAUGCCCGGCGCCCCCGAGGCCGUGUCGGGGGACGGGGCGGGCGCGAGCCGCCAGAGGAAGCUGGAGGCGCUGAUCCGAGACCCUCGCUCGCCCAUCAACGUGGAGAGCUUGCUGGAUGGCUUAAAUUCCUUGGUCCUUGAUUUGGAUUUUCCUGCUUUGAGGAAAAACAAGAAUAUAGAUAAUUUCUUAAAUAGAUAUGAGAAAAUUGUGAAAAAAAUCAGAGGUCUACAGAUGAAGGCAGAAGACUAUGAUGUUGUAAAAGUGAUCGGGAGAGGUGCUUUUGGUGAAGUGCAGCUGGUUCGUCAUAAGGCAUCACAGAAGGUUUAUGCUAUGAAGCUUCUUAGUAAGUUUGAAAUGAUAAAAAGAUCAGAUUCUGCUUUUUUCUGGGAAGAGAGAGAUAUUAUGGCCUUUGCCAACAGUCCCUGGGUGGUUCAGCUCUUUUGUGCUUUUCAAGAUGAUAAGUAUCUGUACAUGGUAAUGGAGUACAUGCCUGGUGGAGAUCUUGUAAACCUUAUGAGUAACUACGAUGUCCCUGAAAAGUGGGCCAAAUUUUAUACUGCUGAAGUUGUUCUUGCUCUGGAUGCCAUACACUCCAUGGGUCUCAUUCACAGAGAUGUAAAGCCUGACAACAUGCUCUUGGAUAAACAUGGACAUCUAAAGUUAGCAGAUUUUGGCACAUGUAUGAAGAUGGAUGAAACAGGCAUGGUGCAUUGUGAUACAGCAGUUGGAACACCUGAUUAUAUUUCACCUGAGGUUCUCAAAUCACAAGGGGGUGAUGGUUACUAUGGGCGAGAAUGUGAUUGGUGGUCUGUGGGUGUUUUCCUUUUUGAGAUGCUGGUGGGGGAUACUCCAUUUUAUGCAGAUUCACUUGUAGGAACAUAUAGCAAAAUUAUGGAUCAUAAAAACUCACUGUGUUUCCCAGAAGAUGCAGAAAUUUCUAAACAUGCGAAGAAUCUCAUCUGUGCCUUCUUAACAGAUAGGGAGGUACGACUUGGGAGAAAUGGGGUAGAAGAAAUCAAACAACAUCCUUUCUUUAAGAAUGAUCAGUGGAAUUGGGAUAACAUAAGAGAGACGGCAGCUCCUGUAGUACCUGAACUCAGCAGUGACAUAGACAGCAGCAACUUUGAUGACAUCGAAGAUGAUAAAGGAGAUGUAGAAACCUUCCCAAUUCCUAAAGCUUUUGUGGGAAAUCAGCUGCCUUUUAUAGGAUUUACCUACUAUAGAGAAAAUUUGUUAUUAAGUGACUCUCCAUCUUGCAGAGAAAAUGAUUCAAUACAGUCAAGGAAAAAUGAAGAAAGCCAAGAGAUUCAGAAAAAACUAUACACAUUAGAAGAACACCUUAGCACUGAGAUACAAGCCAAAGAAGAAUUAGAGCAGAAGUGCAAAUCUGUUAAUACUCGCCUUGAGAAGGUAGCAAAGGAGCUAGAAGAGGAGAUUACCUUAAGGAAAAAUGUGGAAUCAGCAUUAAGACAAUUAGAAAGAGAAAAGGCACUUCUUCAGCACAAAAAUGCAGAAUAUCAGCGGAAAGCUGAUCACGAAGCAGACAAGAAACGAAAUUUGGAAAACGAUGUUAACAGUUUAAAGGAUCAACUUGAAGAUUUGAAAAAAAGGAAUCAGAACUCUCAAAUAUCCACUGAGAAAGUAAAUCAACUCCAGAGACAACUGGAUGAAACCAAUGCUUUGCUGAGAACAGAAUCUGAUACUGCAGCCCGAUUAAGAAAAACCCAGGCAGAAAGUACAAAACAGAUUCAGCAGCUGGAAUCUAACAAUAGAGAUCUUCAAGAUAAAAAUUGUCUGCUGGAGACUGCCAAGUUAAAACUUGAAAAGGAAUUUAUCAAUCUUCAGUCAGUUCUAGAAUCUGAAAGGAGGGACCGAACCCACGGAUCAGAGAUAAUUAAUGACUUACAAGGUAGAAUAUCUGGCCUAGAAGAAGACUUAAAGAAUGGCAAAAUCUUAUUAGCAAAAGUAGAGAUGGAGAAGAGACAACUACAGGAGAGAUUUACUGAUUUGGAGAAGGAAAAGAACAACAUGGAAAUAGAUAUGACAUACCAACUAAAAGUUAUACAGCAGAGCUUAGAACAAGAAGAAGCUGAGCAUAAGGCUACAAAAGCACGGCUGGCAGAUAAAAAUAAAAUUUAUGAAUCCAUUGAAGAAGCAAAAUCAGAAGCCAUGAAAGAAAUGGAGAAAAACCUCUCAGAGGAAAGGACGUUAAAGCAGAAGGUGGAAAACCUGUUGCUGGAAGCUGAGAAGAGAUGCUCUAUAUUAGACUGUGACCUCAAACAGUCACAGCAGAAAAUAAAUGAACUCCUUAAGCAGAAAGAUGUGCUAAAUGAAGAUAUCAGAAACUUGACAUUAAAAAUAGAGCAAGAAACUCAAAAACGCUGCCUUACACAAAAUGACUUGAAGAUGCAAACACAGCAAGUUAACACACUAAAAAUGUCAGAAAAGCAGUUAAAACAGGAGAAUAAUCAUCUCAUGGAAAUGAAAAUGAGCUUGGAAAAGCAGAAUGCUGAACUUCGAAAAGAACGUCAAGAUGCAGACGGGCAAAUGAAGGAACUCCAAGAUCAGCUUGAAGCAGAGCAGUACUUCUCAACUCUCUAUAAAACACAGGUGAGAGAACUUAAAGAAGAAUGUGAAGAAAAGACUAAACUUUGUAAAGAAUUACAGCAGAAGAAACAGGAAUUCGAGGACGAAAGGGACUCCUUGGCUGCUCAGCUGGAGAUCACCUUGACCAAAGCAGAUUCUGAGCAGCUGGCUCGUUCAAUUGCUGAAGAGCAAUAUUCUGAUUUGGAAAAAGAGAAGAUCAUGAAAGAGCUUGAGAUCAAGGAGAUGAUGGCUAGACACAAGCAGGAGCUCACUGAAAAAGAUGCUACAGUCGCAUCUCUUGAAGAAACUAACAGGACACUAACUAGUGAUGUUGCCAAUCUUGCAAAUGAGAAAGAAGAAUUAAAUAACAAAUUAAAAGAUGCCCAAGAACAGCUAUCACGGUUGAAAGACGAGGAGAUAAGUGCAGCCGCUAUUAAAGCACAAUUUGAGAAGCAACUAUUAACAGAGAGAACACUGAAAACUCAAGCUGUGAACAAGCUGGCCGAGAUCAUGAAUCGAAAAGAACCUGUCAAGCGUGGUAGUGACACUGAUGUGCGGAGAAAAGAGAAAGAGAAUAGAAAGCUACACAUGGAGCUUAAAUCUGAACGUGAAAAACUGACCCAGCAGAUGAUCAAGUAUCAGAAAGAACUGAAUGAAAUGCAGGCUCAAAUAGCUGAAGAGAGCCAGAUUCGAAUUGAACUGCAGAUGGCCCUGGACAGUAAAGACAGUGACAUUGAGCAGCUGCGGUCACAGCUCCAGGCCUUGCAUAUUGGUCUGGAUAGUUCCAGUAUAGGCAGUGGACCAGGGGAUGCUGAGGCAGAUGAUGGCUUUCCAGUUCAUAUCACUCAGUCACGCACUAUGGAAUCCUUGUCAUUCACCUACCAACGUUCCUCUACUUCUCUCAAUAUUGCCACUAAGCCUUCCAGUUCUCAUAUGCUUCUUGACUCUGAUUCUGACUCAGAAGAAGAAUCUUUGCCUUACUUACCUAUUUCAUCGGAACCUGAUGGUACAGAAUCAAGACUAGAAGGAUGGCUUUCAUUGCCUGUGCGAAACAACACUAAGAAAUUUGGAUGGGUUAAAAAGUAUGUGAUUGUAAGCAGUAAGAAGAUUCUUUUCUAUGACAGUGAACAAGAUAAAGAACAAUCUAAUCCUUACAUGGUUUUAGAUAUAGACAAAUUAUUUCAUGUCCGACCAGUUACACAAACAGAUGUAUAUAGAGCAGAUGCUAAAGAAAUUCCAAGGAUAUUUCAGAUUCUGUAUGCCAAUGAAGGAGAAAGUAAGAAGGAACAAGAAUUUCCCGUGGAGCCCGUGGGAGAAAAGUCAAAUUAUAUUUGCCAUAAGGGACAUGAGUUCAUUCCUACCCUCUAUCAUUUCCCAACCAACUGUGAGGCUUGUAUGAAGCCUUUAUGGCAUAUGUUCAAACCCCCCCCUGCGUUAGAGUGCCGCCGCUGCCACAUUAAAUGUCAUAAAGAUCACAUGGACAGAAAGGAGGAGAUUAUAGCACCUUGCAAAGUGUAUUACGAUAUUUCGACGGCCAAGAACCUAUUGUUAUUGGCAAAUUCUACAGAAGAGCAGCAAAAGUGGGUUAGUCGGUUGGUGAAAAAGAUACCUAAAAAGCCUCCAGCUCCAGACCCUUUUGCACGGUCAUCUCCUAGAACUUCAAUGAAGAUACAACAAAACCAGUCUAUUAGACGGCCAAGUCGACAGCUUGCCCCAAACAAACCAAGUUCUGGCCCCGCCCUUCGAAUCAUUCUUCACUGAUUUUUUAAUACAUUUUGCAUAGCAACACUAGCUGCCUUCUGUGAAUGCAGUUGUUAUUCAAGGUGGUCAUAUUCUUCCAGUUAAAACAAGACUGAAAUAUGAUGGCCCAAAAUUUCUUAAAAAGCUAUAUUUUCCUGAGAGACUGAUACACACACACACACACACACACACAUUUCCCUUUAUUCCUGCAAUAUAAAUUAUAAAUCUUGGAGAUUUUCUGCUCUCCUUUGGAGCAACAUGUUGAACCAACAGUGAUUGGUUAAUAGAGUAAGAAUAUCAUGCAACUCUUCCAAAGUUGUUCCAUGAAGCUCUCUUGGCAGUCACUCACACUACAUUGCACAAAAGGCUUGAGAAGAGUUAAAGAAAUCAUCUUUUCAGCUUCAACAGAGAGAUUUCACCAGCACAUUCACCAGAAGAGUCUGGGAAUGGGUUCCACUACAGUGAUGGAGACUGCAUCUUUAAGAAGUGACCAUUAUACUGUGUGUGUGGGGGUGUGUGUGAGGGUGUGUAUGUAUAUAUAUGUACAUAUAUGUAUAUAUACAUACAUACCCCCACACACACCCCCACACACACAUAUACAUAGUACUGUAUUACUGCAAGAGGGUUCUUCAAAUGUCCCAUUUAUUUUUUUACAUACAGUAAUCAGAUAUCAUAACAAACUGCAGUUGCAACUAUGCACUUGUAUAAAGCCAUAACGAAGUUUGUAUCCCUCAUUUGUGUAUACCCCAUGGAAGCUGCAUGAUCAUGUUUAAGCAGUUACUGUAACAAGAAGUUUGAAGUUAAUUCUGUCAGUUUCCUAAUGCUUCAUGAUAGGCAACUUUACCCAUUUUGAAUGCCUUAAUUUAAUUUUUUUUAAUGUCUCACCUUUUUCUGUAUUUUGAACAAAAAGUGUUUACCAGCUCUUAGGAUGCAAAUUCGCUUUGCAAAAGAAAAAUAGUGCACUAUUUUUACAUGUAAUAGUUAUCAGUGUCAGACUAUCUUGAUUGUAUAACAGAAUUUUUUUUUAAGUACCCGUGAUAGAAACAAUAAUGGAUAAUAUUGGAACUAAUAUAUCUUUUAUGUUUAUUAUUCAUCCCACUCUGCUUACAGACCUCAGUAUUAGUGUAUGAGUAGGAAAUGUUUGCUUCGCUUUGAAUUUGCUGGCUACCCUAGCUGUGUUUUUAUUUCUGGCAGAGACAUUUGUGACUGUUUCUACAUUUUCACACUCAAGAUUCUAAGAUUAUCUCAAAUAUAAAGAAAACUAAGACAUACUGUAGAUAUAUUUUAAAUAUUUAAAUGUGAUCCCUCAAACACACAACUGAGUAUGGCAAUAUUUCAGCAUUGGGUUAAGAAAACUGGUGACUAGGAAGAAGUGGCCUCAGAGGCUCUUAACUUGAUUUUUAUUUUUUAAAUGAUGUUAAAGUUGUAGGUUAUGCAGGACCACUUCUGCCAUAUUUCUCAUUAUCCCAGAAAAAUGUGUUUUUUAGUGCUACAGUAUGCAUCAAUGCUAAGUUAUCAAGUUUGAAAAAAGUAUGUAGUCUUUUAUUAGUCUCUUUAUAUACAUACAGAGUUGGUGUGAUACUGAAAUACAUCAUCUAAUAUUUCAAUGAAGGAAAUAUUUUCAUUGACUCCCCUUGGGGUCAGUGUAGAAAUGGUUAAAGAGUUAGACCCCCAAAAUAUAGACACUGUUGUGGAAAUUGAACCGUGGCCUCUGGCCUGAUGGACUAAACCUGAAUCUUGUCAUUCUCACAUUGUCCCGCCUACGCUCUCUCACGCUGUCUGUGCUGAGUCCGGACACGCAUGCCAUUUCCCUCCCCGGGAUGUUCUGCGGUUCUGGCUUGGGGACACAGCUUUUGUUUUUUUGGGGUUUUGUUUUUGUUUUUGUUUUUGUUUUUUUGUUUUUAAGAUUUAAAAAUGAGAACUAUAUAAAAUUUAUAUAGAAUAAAUAUUUCCAUUCAUUAGACUUGUUAAAAGGAGACUGAAUUAAUAUUUUAUAUAAAGAUUUUGUUACACUAUGGGAGGUUCUAUCAUAUUAUUCUGAAUUGGAGAGUAUAUAUAUAUAUAUAUUUUUAAUAAACUUUAUUAAGGUGAAAUAAUUUGAAGUUUACACAUGAGUAAUUGAAAUAUUUGAGUAAAAAUGGCAAAAGUUUAAAUUUUGAAUGCUGUAUAUAUUAGAGAAUAUGGAGAAUCAUGGUGUGCUGCAACUAUACAAGGAAAAUUAAUGUGAAGUUUUUUGGGGAAAAGAAAGUAUUCUGAGGGGUGGGAAAAAAUCUCUCCCAUGGAGAUUCUUCACAUUAUAUGGUUUAACAUAAGGGUUUUUAGGUCGUUUCUCCAGCUAAUGGAAAUGCGCUUAAUAAAAAUUCUGACCUUGGGUAAGAGUUUGCUUUUUACCCUUUUGCUCAUUUCACGUACGUGCAUGAAUGCAUACCCCUAUCCAAAUGUCCUCUUCCCAGCACUCAUUAAAUACAAUAUUGACUCGGUUUAACAACCCGAUUUUGUGCCAGCUUCUCUUUUUCUUGAGGCUCCAAAGCUUCCCAGAUAAAUGCAAGACCGAAAGUUGCUUAUUUCUUCACACCUGAUUUCUCCUAGAGCCAUAAAUACCUCCUAUUGAGAACUAAGAAGUAGUGAAUACUGGGAUUUUCUUAGUUGGAUUUUGUACUUUUCUUUAGUGGGGAUAGCGAGACCGAAGUAGAAGGAAAACUGGUGCCGGUGUUACUGGUAAAAAUUAAUGUAUAGUGAGGUUUUGAAAAGUAUUAAAACGUGCUAUCUAGAAGCAAGAUUUUUUAAAAAUCUGAAAUUUGUAAAUGCCUUUAGCUAUCUAAAGGAUACCGAGAAAUCUAAAAUAAGGUGAGUGUUUUAAAAUUGACCUGUGCUGGAGUCACAAAUCUGGCUCUGAACGAUGUCUUUUGUGUCGGUUCAUCUGUAGACCUUCAAAAAGAAAUACUCUAGGUUUGCCAAACCACAGUUGAAGAAAUUUUGCUGCUGUUGUUAAUCUGUUCCCACAGGAUUCUGGUGGUAAAAUAGAGAAACUUAGACGCUGUAUUACUUUAUUGAAACAUGCUUUAAAUAACAUGUUUAGUAUUCUGUGAGAGGAAGUCACUUCUGAGUUUCUCGGUCUGUGUCGACACUGCUACUGAAUCACGUCUCCUCCCCUGGAAGAAGGCUCCAGUUUCCCUCUGGCGUGAAGACACCAUAGUUGAUUCACAAAGCACUUUGAAAAUAGGCGCUGUGUGACAGUGCUGAAUAUUAUGCUUGGGGGGCCUGUCCCUGAUUCCCUUCCCCAUAGUAAUGAGUUUUGUUUGGAAUUGUAUUAAGUUAUGAAUUGCAUGGUUUAGAUAAUCGUAAAUAUUUGAUCAGCUGUCCCCUCUGAACAAAAAUCGUACCCCCCGAUCUUUUUAAAAAAAUUUUUGUUGCAUCUUUGUAGUAAUGUAAUUGUAUUUUAUGCCUGCUUUUUAUAUUAAAAAAAUUAAAUAAAAGAAAUUAAGACCUGA